UAGCAGCAAAGCAACCUUCCAGUCAACAGGCAACACAACAGCAAGACAACAAGAUGCUCUUUGCAAAGAUUACCUCGUGGACUGCAUUGAUUUUGUGGCUCAUUGUUUCAGGUGAAAGUACCCUCGGAACCACAAUCUCUCAAACGGACUCACCCUCAUCAGCCGUAUCCAGCCCCAUGCCGGAAAGCUCCACAUCGGCAACUGCUGCACCCACCAGCGCAACACCAGCAGAAACCAGCAGCUCCGCAUCUACCUCACUGACACAAACCUCAGCAUCCAGCGCCAUGGCUGAAACCUCCACCUCCCAGAUAUCAGACAGUACCAGCUCAGCCCCGACAGAGAGCACCAGCUCAGCCCCGACAGAGAGCACCAGCUCAGCCCCGACAGAGAGCACCAGCUCAGCCCCGACAGAGAGCACCAGCUCAGCCCCGACAGAGAGCACCAGCUCAGCCCCGACAGAGAGCACCAGCUCAGCCCCGACAGAGAGCACCAGCUCAGCACCAGCAGAGAGCACCAGCUCCGCACCAACAGAGAGCACCAGCUCAGCCCCGACAGAGAGCACCAGCUCAGCCCCGACAGAGAGCACCAGCUCAGCCCCGACAGAGAGCUCAGCACCAACAGAGAGCCCCAGCUCCGCAUCAACAGAGAGCACCAGCUCAGCGCCAACAGAGAGCACCAGCACCAGCUCAGCCCCAACGGAGAGCACCAACUCAGGACCAACAGAGAGCACCAACUCCGCACCAACAGAAAGCACAAGCUCAGCACCAACAGAGAUCACCAGCUCAGACCCAACAGAGAGCACCAGCACCGCAUCAGCAAAGAGCACCAGCUCCGCAUCAACAUUCAGCACCAGCUCAGCCUCAACAGAGAGCACCAGCUCAGCACCAAUAGAGAACACCAGCUCAGCACCAACAGAGACAGAAGCCAACAGCUCUGCAAUGAGCUCAUCAUCACAAUCCAGUGUAUCUGUCUCGUUGCCAGAAAGCUCCACAUCUCCAGCGGUCACAAGUGCCGGCACAAUGGCCACAGCAGCAGGAAGCCACACAGCUGAUGCAUCCACCUCCCAGAUAGUAGAGAGCACCAGCACAGCACCAGCAGAGAGCACCAGUACAGCACCAACAGAGAGCACCAGCUCAGCACCAACAGACAGCACCAGCUCAGCACCAACAGAGAGCACCAGCUCAGCACCAACAGAGAGCACCAGCUCAGAGCCAACAGAGAGCACCAGCUCAGCACCAACAGACAGCACCAGCUCAGCACCAACAGACAGUACCAGCUCAGCACCAACAGAAAGCACCAGCUCAGCACCAACAGAGAGCACCAGCUCAGCCCCAAGAGACAGCACCAGCUCAGACCCAACAAAGAGCACCAGCACCGCAUCAGCAGAGAGCACCAGCUCAGCGCCAACAGAGAGCACCAGCUCAGCACCAACAGAGAGCACCAGCUCAGCCCCAAGAGACAGCACCAGCUCAGACCCAACAAAGAGCACCAGCACCGCAUCAGCAGAGAGCACCAGCUCAGCGCCAACAGAGAGCACCAGCUCAGCCCCAGCAGAGAGCACCAGCUCAGCACCAACAGAGACAACCAGCUCAGCCCCAACAGAGAGCACCAGCUCAGCCCCAACAGACAGCACCAGCUCACCACCAACAGACAGCACCAGUUCAGCACCAACAGAGAGCUCCAGCUCAGCCCCAACAGAGAGCACCAGCUCAGCCCCAACAGAGAGCACCAGCUCAGCCCCAACAGAGAGCACCAGCUCAGCCCCAACAGACAGCACCAGCUCACCACCAACAGACAGCACCAGUUCAGCACCAACAGAGAGCUCCAGCUCAGCCCCAACAGAGAGCACCAGCUCAGCCCCAACAGAGAGCACUAGCUCCGCACCAACAGAGAUCACCAGCUCAGACCCAACAGAGAGCACCAGCACCGCAUCAGCAAAGAGCACCAGCUCCGCAUCAACAUUCAGCACCAGCUCAGCCUCAACAGAGAGCACCAGCUCAGCACCAACAGAAAGCACCAGCUCAGCCCCGACAGAGAGCACCAGCUCAGCACCAACAGAGAGCACCAGCUCCGCAUCAACAGAGAGCACCAGCUCAGCACCAACAGAGAGCACCAGCUCCGCAUCAACAGAGGCACCAACAGAGAGCACCAGCUCAGCACCAACAGAAACAACAAUUCCAGCAGAAGCCAUCAGCUCUGCAAUGAGCUCAUCAUCACAAUCCAGUGUAUCUGUCUCGUUGCCAGAAAGCUCCACAUCUCCAGCGGUCACAAGUGCCGGCACAAUGGCCACAGCAGCAGGAAGCCACACAGCUGAUGCAUCCACCUCCCAGAUAGUAGAGAGCACCAGCACAGCACCAGCAGAGAGCACCAGUACAGCACCAACAGACAGCACCAGCUCAGCACCAACAGAG
Molecule: messenger RNA, 2411 nt
Organism: Callorhinchus milii (elephant shark)
Lineage: Eukaryota; Metazoa; Chordata; Chondrichthyes; Chimaeriformes; Callorhinchidae
Product: mucin-5AC-like
Exons: 6
Source: RefSeq, a predicted model, not a curated record